Messenger RNA from Copidosoma floridanum, 2982 nucleotides. RefSeq names its product Eukaryotic translation initiation factor mextil (gene mxt). NCBI's taxonomy places the organism in Eukaryota, Metazoa, Arthropoda, Insecta, Hymenoptera, Encyrtidae. Gene Ontology annotation, molecular function: translation initiation factor activity; eukaryotic initiation factor 4E binding; RNA binding. Gene Ontology annotation, biological process: positive regulation of translation; regulation of formation of translation initiation ternary complex. The record is from RefSeq and is a predicted model, not a curated record. Gene Ontology annotation, cellular component: RNA cap binding complex; cytoplasm.
AGUAGUCUCAGAGAGACAACAGCGAGAGUCUUGUCUUCGCUUAGGACUCUGGCAAAAGCUUUGGUGUGCGCGAGGAAGCAGCGGCAGUCUUUUUCUUUCUUUCUUUCUUUGUUUUUCUCGAAACGAAAAUUUGCCUCUUAUCUUUUCCACGAAUUUUCGGUAUUUUAGUGCGCUUGUAUAAUUACCUACGCUCUUACAUACAUUUUGUACUUACUAUUCGUGUACAUAGGUGUAUAGGUUGUACAUACACAAUUAAAAGUAUGGCUGCACUGUUUCAUCGCGCGCGAAGCUUCACCGGGAGGUCCGGGAGCCGGGUAGACGAAGAGGACGAAGACUUAUUUGCGACAAUGGCAACUACAAUUAACAGACCACGAACGAUUAAGAAGCUGGAAAAGCCUCGGCCGCUGAAGAUCAGCCAACGUAGCCCAACGACCGACACGCGGAUUACGACUGUCGAUGACAUUGUUUCACUGAUUGACAAUGUGGCCAUGCACUUGAACAAUGGCUUUUACGAUCAGUCCCUGCAAAACAACAUCGUUAGGAUGUGCAAUCAUCUGAAGCUUUAUUCCCAGCAAUUGGAAUUGAUUUACAAAGAUCAGCUGGAUAGAGCAUUCAUUGCUAUCAGAAAUGGUAGCCAAGACGAAAGAUUAGACAUGACGACCAGGGUACACUUGUUGGAACUGAUAGAGCUAAGAGCUAAACAAUGGCACAACAAUGAAUCCAUGCAUGCCUAUUAUUCUCAGAAACUUUCCCAUUUGGAUGACCAAAAUGAGCUGCUGACACCAGAAACCCCAACGCAUUUGCUGACGCCUAACUUAGUGCCCAUGAACUCGGCCUCAUCACCUCUAUUGGGACCUGGUGAAGUUAUUAAGAAUAGUGGCAAGUUUGUGAAGCCGACUCGUAUUCCUGGUAAAAAUUACUGCAAGGAUGAAGUUGUCAUACGAAAUAGUGAUUCCGGAAAAGUGAUGGGAAUAAAAGGUCGACGAGUUCACAUGAUUGAAGAACUUAGCGAGACAAUCAUCUCCUUCCAAAGAGUGAAUCCUGGAGCUAAAGAACGACUUGUCCAGAUAACGGGUACUUCCGAGGACAAGAUACACUAUGCGAAAGAUCUAAUCAAAGAUACAAUUCAACGAAACGCAUCACCAGUGCGACUCGAACAAGGUGGACGAGAGAAGAGUGCUAUUGGUGGCUCAAGUUCUUCCCUGAAUAGCAGUAAUUCGGAUGAAAGUAACAGACUGCAACAGCAUCAUCAUCAACAGCAUCAUUCUAUGCGCUCGUCACUUCUCCACAGUCUGUCCACCAACGACGCCAGUAUUGGCGAAUACAAGUAUACUGUUACAGUAGGACCACAUGCUAUUAAAAUUACUGGAAGUAAUUUGGAUAUUGUUCGGGCGGCCAAGUUAGUUCUUGAUGAAUAUUUUUCUGAGGAGUCUGAGCAUUUCAAUAGUGGAAUAGCAUAUUUCACAUUUAACGAAGACCCAUUUGCUCAAGCUACUCCAACAACUCCUAGCACUCCCCUGUCUGCUGGUCAGGCAAAUUUUCCUAGGAGAAAUUUAAGUUAUGAAGGUAGCCCAGCUAUGGAUACUGCUAAAACUAAAGGUGCUUGUAUCCCUGAAAUUGAACCCAAAAAAAUUGCAUCUACGGAGCUUUCAUACGAGUUUUUGAUGCAAUGUGCUAAGGGUCCGUUUGCUAAGCGACCUCCAGCUGACUGGGACCGCAUACAGAAAGAGCAUCCUAAUAUCGUUCGAAAGGCACCGAUUCGCUGGUUCGAACCGGAAGCAUAUAAAGCAAAAGUAGCUGCAACAGGUUUCAGUACCGUGAUAUCUGUUGGUGAAAUAUUGGAAAACGAUCCUGAAUAAACUUGAACAGUUCAAGCGAGUAACAUAAGUCGAAAAGUUUGGCCAUGAAAAAGUCAAUCAAAGACAACUUUUGAAAAGGAUACUCAUUCAAACGGUGUGAUCAAAAGUUCGAGGACUUACGCUACCAAUCGACUAUCAUGAAAAUAAUAGACGUUUUUUCAUAAUGAGUCCUUUCCAGUCAUCCCUCAUGAACUUUUUUUUACGUACAUAAUGUGUAUAUGCAAUAAUUUUAGUUUGUAUUGGAAGUUUUACGAAAAAAUGGACUGUGUUCCAUGAAAGGUAGCUGUAAAAAAUAAUGUGCAAGAAACGCACACCUGAUUCAUAAACUUGUUUGUAAUAAUUCAUAAUCUUUUAUUUCAAAUGUUACAUUAUUGAUAAAACUGUAUAAAAUUAUUUUUUAAAACAAUGACGAGUAGUAAUUUUUGGAAAAUUUAAAUUUUUAGGCACAGUUUGUACAACUGAAUUUGCUUCCUGCAUGAUAAGUAAUUUAUGACGUUAGAUAUUCUUACGUCUUGAGUAUUUUAUAAGAAACAAAAGUUUUAUUUCAACUAACGUAAGAUUUAUCAAGUUUUCCUUUAAACUACCCUUUCAUGUUACAGAGCAAUAAUUUAUUUGUAAAUGCUUCUGUGUGAUCAGUGAACUUAUGAAUAAGUACGAGCUUUCGCUUCUGAAAAAAAAAAAAAAAAAAAAAAAAAAAAAAAGGGUUUAUACAGUUCGAUCUGAUGACAAAAUUGAGUUGUACAAAUUUUGAGUAAAAAUAAGUACACAUUUAUUAAAUAGUCUAGUCCCAUUUUCCUUUUUUAGUUUUGAUUAAAUCUUUUUCAUGAAGUGACGUGUCAAAAUGGAUAUUAUACAUACACUAAAAAAAGUAUAAAUUGUUAUAGAGCUUCGCGUUGACAUAAAAUUUAAAAAUCUUAAGAAUAUAUUAAGUUUGUUGAAGCUCGAAAUUAAAAAAAAAAGCUUGCGUAACGCGAACAAUUUGAUUGUCCCGUUAUAAAUUUAAGCCUAAAAAAUGUGUUGGAAUAUGGCGACUUGCAUUUUUUUAGUCAAUUAUUUGAAGAAGAUAAGACAUUCGUAAAAGUAAGUAGAUAAAAAUUCCCAACAAAAUUUGUUAAAAAAAAAA